AUGGAGGUUAUACAACGGACUGAGUCAUUCAAAAUAAAUAACGGCCGACUGGAGUUUUCCUAUGUUCAGGUAUUUGUCCGGCAAGACGGCGUACUAUAUACCGGGAAAUGGCCGAAUCGAUUUGAUUCACCGAAGACGCUAGAAGAUCUUCGGGACAUCGACAAAGUUCAAACGGAGGAUAGAGGUCCAGAGGUGGAUCCUACUUGGUCAGCAAUUUAUUUGAAAAAGCCAGAUCUCCUGGCGUACAACAAUCCAAAUCUCGAAACGCAAAUCGCUCGCGAAGUUCAAACAUGUGAGCUUCUUCGCAAAAAUCCCCAUCCGAACAUUGCCUCUUACUACGGCUACCAAGAAACUCGUGGCCGAGUUUCUGCGCUAUGCUUCAAGCGAUACAAGUCCUCUUUACUUGAAGCAGUCAACCCUCAGCGCCUUGGUAAAGCCGCUUUCCUCUCAUCUGCGCGAGAACUAGUGAAAAGGGAUAUGAAAAAUGCGUUGGACGGGAUUUUGCCUGCCAUCAAACACUUGCAUUCCCUUGGACUUGUGCACAACGACCUUAACCCUUCGAACGUCAUGCUUGACGAUGACGGUACCUUUAUUCUUAUCGAUUUCGAUAGCUGUCGAUAUAUCGGGGAGUCUCUACGCCAAAGCAAAACGAAGCGAACAGUCUACUGGCAUGAUGCCUCUAUCGAUACCUCGCUCGAGAAAAAUGACCUUGACGCUUUUAAGGAUCUGCAGAUCUGGCUAUGUGGACCAGCCGAUGAAGAAUUCGUCUUUAAAGGAGCAACUUGUUAG
Molecule: messenger RNA, 789 nt
Organism: Penicillium verhagenii
Lineage: Eukaryota; Fungi; Ascomycota; Eurotiomycetes; Eurotiales; Aspergillaceae
Exons: 1
Coding region: 1-789 (262 amino acids)
Biological process (GO): IRE1-mediated unfolded protein response; intrinsic apoptotic signaling pathway in response to endoplasmic reticulum stress; protein phosphorylation
Cellular component (GO): IRE1-TRAF2-ASK1 complex
Molecular function (GO): ATP binding; RNA endonuclease activity; protein serine/threonine kinase activity
Source: RefSeq, a predicted model, not a curated record